This is a messenger RNA of Aspergillus fijiensis CBS 313.89, 9067 nucleotides long. RefSeq names its product putative polyketide synthase. NCBI's taxonomy places the organism in Eukaryota, Fungi, Ascomycota, Eurotiomycetes, Eurotiales, Aspergillaceae. Gene Ontology annotation, molecular function: phosphopantetheine binding; 3-oxoacyl-[acyl-carrier-protein] synthase activity; fatty acid synthase activity. The record is from RefSeq and is a predicted model, not a curated record. The coding region runs from base 1 to 8925 and encodes 2974 amino acids. Gene Ontology annotation, biological process: secondary metabolite biosynthetic process; fatty acid biosynthetic process. The transcript is spliced from 4 exons.
AUGACCCAAUCUCAAGCACGUCGCAAUGAGCCUAUUGCAAUCGUUGGCAGCGGCUGCCGCUUUCCCGGUAGUGCCAGCAGUCCUUCGAAGCUCUGGGAACUUCUGAAGACCCCGAGGGACUUGGGGAGGAAAGUCCCUAAGGAGAGGUUCAACGUGGAUGCUUUCUAUCAUCCUGAUGGAGCCCACCAUGGUCGCACGAACGCACGAUUUGCCUACUUUCUUGACGAAGACCCUUACACCUUUGACCCAUCUUUCUUCAACAUUCCACCCAAUGAAGUCGACACGAUCGAUCCUCAACAGCGUCUCCUCCUAGAGACCGUCUACGAAGGUCUCUCCUCUGCGGGCCUCAAGGUAGAAGACCUUCGAGGCUCUCCCACCGCCGUCUACGUUGGGAUGAUGCAACGUGAUUUCCUCGACCACCAAAACUACGAUCUCGAUGCCCUCAACAUCUAUGCCGCCACCGGCACAUCCGCAUCUAUUCUUUCCAACAGAGUUUCCUACGUUUUCGAUUGGCACGGUCCGAGUAUGACUUUUGAUACCGCCUGCAGCUCCUCCCUCGUCGCUGUCCACCACGCCAUCGAGCACCUUCGAACGGGCUUAAGUCAGGUCGCCAUUGCUGCUGGCUCGAACUUGAUCCUGGGUCCGGUUCCAUUUAUCUCAGCCAGUAAGCUGAACAUGUUCUCACCCACUGGCCGUUCUCGAAUGUGGGAUGCUGCCGCGGAUGGGUAUGCUAGAGGCGAAGGCGUUGCCGCGGUCGUCCUGAAAACUCUCAGUCAGGCGAUCGCAGACGGGGACACUAUCGAGUGUGUUAUUCGUGAGAGCGGCAUCAACCAAGACGGCAAAACUGCGGGAAUCACAAUGCCGAACCAUGCAGCACAGGAAGCUCUCAUUCGCGAAGUCUACAAGCGAGCAGGCCUCGAUGUGACCAAGCCCGAAGACCGCUGCCAAUACUUCGAAGCGCACGGAACAGGCACUCCGGCAGGGGAUCCUCAAGAAGCCCAAGCCAUCUCUUCUGCUUUCUUCGGGGACAGGCAGCGUGCUGUCGAUGAAGACGCUCUGUACGUGGGUAGCAUCAAAACUGUCAUCGGGCAUACUGAGGGUACGGCUGGUAUUGCCGGCCUGCUCAAAGCUUCGCAGGCCAUUCAGCAUGGUCUACUACCGCCAAAUAUGCUAUUCAAUGAGCUAAGCCCGAGGGUGGCGCCAUUUUACUCCGAUCUCCAGCUAGUCACGAAACUCCAGCCCUGGCCCGAGCUCAAGUCCAACCAACCGCGACGAGUGAGUGUCAACUCGUUCGGAUUCGGCGGUACUAAUGCCCACGUAAUCGUGGAGUCCUAUAUUCCCGCCUCGAAACCAGCAAUUGAUGCGCCCCCAACCCCAUCCCUUGCCCCGAUCACGCUCUCCGCCAAUUCAGAAGCCUCGCUGAAGGCCUCUAUGGAGGAGUUGAGUCAAUUUAUCAAAAGCCAGCCCAGCUUACGCCUACAAGACCUCGCCUGGACACUGCUGAGAAAGCGAUCGAACCUUCAAGUCCGCCAUGCUAUCCCAGCCAAGACGGUGCACUCUCUGUGCGAGGCUCUCGAGCGCGAUGCCGCUUUGGUGCAAGGGAAGCAGAGCAUCGCAACGGUCUCGGAUGUCAAGACCAAGCCCGAAGUGCUUGGUAUUUUCACCGGUCAGGGUGCCCAGUGGCCGACCAUGGGCAAGGCUCUCAUCUCGGAAGUGCCUUAUGCCCGCGAUAUUAUCCUAGAGCUGGACCAAUCUUUGCAGGACUUGCCAGAGGAAUACCGGCCCACGUGGAAGCUCUUGGAUCAGCUCUUCCUCGAGGGGGCAGACUCCAAUGUACAUGACGCCACCUUCUCGCAACCUCUCUGCUGUGCCGUCCAGAUCAUGCUCACAAAGCUUCUCCAAGCUUCCGGAGUGACGUUCAAGGUUGUCGUCGGCCACAGCUCGGGAGAGAUUGCUUGCGCAUUCGCCGCCGGCUUCAUAUCGGCGUCCCAAGCAAUUCGGAUUGCAUACCUUCGCGGCCUCACGUCGAGGCAUGCAGGUGGGCCGAACGGUAUCGAGGGCGCUAUGAUGGCCGCAGGCACCUCCUUUGACGAUGCAGUUGACCUAUGCGCUCUCGAGGCCUUUGAGGGCAGAAUGACUGUGGCAGCAAGCAAUGCGCCGGAAAGCGUUACCCUGUCCGGAGACAGAGAUGCCAUCCUCGAGGCUCAAGAGAUUUUCAACGACGAGUCAAAGUUCAACCGCCUCCUCAAGGUGGACAAGGCUUACCACUCUCACCACAUGCGUCCUUGCGCCGAGCCCUAUGUUGCAGCUCUCAAAGCUUGUGGCUGCGACGAGUUCAGUAUGGAUGUCGCACCCACGGCCACCUGGAUCUCGUCGGUCUACGAAGGCAAGCUCAUGAAGACUGAGGAUCUCAAGGCUGAGUAUUGGAGUGCUAACCUACUCUCUCCCGUUCUUUUCUCUUAUGCCGUCGAACAGGCCCUGGUAAAGCACAUGCCGCUCGAUAUUUGCGUCGAAGUGGGAGCUCACCCGGCUCUGAAGAAUCCUAGUCUCCAGACCAUUGAAAACUGCGCCGGUGCUCCGCUUCCAUAUGUGGGCUGCAUGGAGCGGAGCAAGGAUGACGUUGAAGCCUACUCUUCGUGCUUGGGCUACAUAUGGUCGCGCUUUGGCUCAGCUGCUGUCGACGUCGACAGCCUGUACAGCAGUCUCUCAUUGGAUGUCGAUACCCAAGACUUGUCCAAAGAACUUCCGUGCUAUACUUGGGACCAUCACCGCUCGUACCGAAAGGAGUCCCGCGCGCUUCGCAGUUGGCUUGGAGCAGAACGCCCCCAUCUUCUGCUCGGCAAGCAACUCGUCCACAGCAGUCCGUCAUCGAUACAGUGGCAGAACUUUAUCCGGCAGCGUGAUAUCGAAUGGCUCGAUGGCCACUCCCUACAGGGCCAGACUGUGUUUCCGGGCGCAGGAUACGUGGUCAUGGCCAUGGAGGCUGCCGUGAAGCAGGCCGGUGAUCGAGAGGUUCAGCUUCUGGAAGUCCUGAACCUCUCGAUCGACAAGGCCGUGACGUUUGAGGACGAGAACAGCAUGGUCGAGAUCAACCUCACUCUAGACAUCGACCUAUCGCAGACCACAGACACUUACGCUGUGUACAGCUUCGUCAUCAACUCUUGCCUCGCCAGAGAAACCGGUCUUACUCGCUCGGCGGCUGGGACGGUCGCUGUGACCUAUGGAUCAGGAUCACCUGAAAGCCUUCCUCCCCCACAGGGCGAGCCGCCUCACCUGAACAAUGUUAGCAUCGACAGAUUCUACACCAUGCUCAGUGAGAUCGGGUACGGGUACACCAAGCAGUUCCGCGGCGUCAGCAACCUCAGACGCGGCGACAGCAAGGCUUGCGGCACCAUCGCCUUCCACCGUCUGGAGGACAACCACCGCAACAUGGUCCUCCAUCCUGCCACCCUCGACGUGGCCUUCCAAAGCUUCAUCGGAGCAUACACUGCCCCUGGCGACCGACGCCUGCGAUCUCUCCUGGUGCCGACUGGAAUUGACCGCAUUGCGCUGAACCCGUGGGUCGCGGAUCGAAUCCACGCCCUGUCCAGCCAGGUGGAGUUCAUCUCCACCAGUGCGGCGAGCGUCGGAAACACCGUGGCAGGAGACAUUGAAGUCUUCGACCCGGAGACCGACGCCACCAUGAUCCACAUCGAGGGCCUCAGCUUCAAGCCAUUCUCCCCGCUCUCGGCUGCCGAUGACCAUGAAAUGUUCUCCAAGUGGAGCUGGGGUCCCAUCAACCCUGAGCCCUUGCUCGAUGACAGCAAAUACCACGCCACCGAGCAGGACAGGAAGGACGUGGCAGUCAUUGAGCGAAUUACGUACUGGUACAUCAAAGCGUUCCUCGCGAGCCUCACGGCGGAAGACCGCGAGAACGCCGCCUUUCACUUCACGAAGCAUAUCCAGUGGUGCGAGUAUAUCAUCGCCGAGACCGAGGCGGGCCGCAAUGUGUGGUACGAAGCAGGCUGGGAGCAGGACACGAAAGCUGAUAUCGAGGACAUGAUUCGAGAAAACGUGGCGCAUCCCUUCGUCCGCCUCAUCCAGAGAGUCGGCGAAGGCGCCUUGGAGACCCUUCGCAACAACGAGAACGCCUUUGACCUGAUGGACCACGAUGGCUUGCUCACCGAAUUCUACGGCGGCACCGUCAGCUACGGGCAUUCUUACCACUACUAUCAAAGACUCCUUGCGCAGAUCAAUCACCGGUAUCAAAACCUGGAUGUUCUCGAAAUUGGCGCCGGUACUGGGGGUGCGACACGGUAUUUCUUGAAUCACCAACAAAUCUCGUUCAACAGCUACACCUUCACGGAUAUCUCCAGCGCGUUCUUCGAGCAGGCGGCCAAGGAGUUCGAGCAGCAUGCGGACAAGAUGGAUUUCCGCCCGCUCGACAUCCGCCGUCCGCCCAGCGAGCAGGACUUCAAGCCCAACUCGUACGACUUGAUCAUUGCCUCCAACGUCCUCCACGCCACGCCGAGGCUCGAAGAGACUCUGGCCAAUGUGCGAUCACUGCUCAAGCCCGGGGGUCGGUUGGUGGUCAUUGAAGUGGCACACCGUGAGCACACUCGUAUCGGAUUCAUCUUCGGUCUGUUCCCGGAUUGGUGGGCUGGGCACGACGAAGGGCGUGUCCUUGAACCGUUUAUCUCAUAUGACCGGUGGGACACACUGCUGAGGAAGACGGGGUUUUCGGGAGUCGAUAGCCGCACGCUUGACCCGGACAGCAGGGUUUUCCCCAACGGCGUGUUCGCUACUCACGCGGUCGACGACCUGGUGCAAAGGCUGGACUCGCCACUGGCGGCCUCCGUCAAGGAGUCCUACGCGCCACUGGUGGUGAUUGGGGGUUCCUCGCCGAAGACGAGUGCGCUCGUGGCUCAGCUUCCAGUCAUCUUGCCAGCGCGCACAUGGGAGACUGUCCCCACCAUCCGGGAGAUCAUCGACUUCGACUAUCAGCCAGGGUCCACGUUUAUGGUGCUCUCGGAGCUGGAUCAGCAUACGUUUGCGCGGUUCGAUGAGGAGCAACUCGAUGCCCUGCAGACCAUCUUCAACGCCGCCAACCAUGUCCUGUGGGUCACGGAGGAUGCCUGGGUUGAGAAUCCUCAGCAAGCCAUGACCAUCGGCCUCCUUCGCACGCUCCGCAUGGAAUAUCCGGACGUGCAUAUCCAGGUGCUGGAUGUGAAGAAGGCAAAGGAUCUGCGACCCGAGGUGCUGGUUGAGACCGUUUUGCGGCUGGAAGAUGGUACGAACUGGCAGGAGAGCGGUAUUCUGUGGACAGAGGAGCCCGAACUGUACUUGUCUGAUGGCAACGUUGUUGUGCCGCGGCUCAAGCCGGAUGUCGACAGGAAUAAUCGACUGAACUCCGGCCGCCGUCCCAUUCUGGUCGAUCUGGAUCCGAGACAGGAGACGCUGACUCUGGAAUACGAUGACGAGGAGCCUUUCUUCAGGUUCCAUGAGGAGCGCUUUGUGCCCCUGGCUGUUGACGAGACCUUUGUGACGGUCCAGGUGGAGUACUCUCUUGCCAAAGCGAUCAGAAUCGGCCAGCUGGGCUAUUUCUAUCUGAUUCAGGGCAGGGUUGCUGGAUUCGACGGCACUGUGGUGGCUCUCUCUGAGACCAACGCUUCCUCUGUUCAAGUCGCUUCCCACCAGCUUGUUUACAUCACCAGCAAGGCAGAACUGACUACUUCUGUGCUUCCAGGCAUCGCAGCAGAACUCAUCGCACAGACCCUGCUGUCGGACCUUGCUGCCGGGUCAUCCGUACUGAUCUUUGAGCCCCCCAUGCUCUAUGUCGAGCCUCUGAGCCGUCGCGCAGCGGCUGCUGGUAUCCCACUCGCCUUCGUAUCCAUCAAGGCUGCUCCGGGGUCGGACGGUAUCCGGUGGAUCCGACUGCACGAGAAAGAGACGCAGCGUAACCUUCGCCAGAAGCUGCCGCUGAACGCUUCAGUGUUUUAUGAUUUGUCUCCCGAAAAAAAUCCCGCAAGCCUAAACCACCGGCUGGAGAGAUGCCUCCCGUCAAGCUGCUCUAUUCGCCGAAUCGACUAUUUGUUCCAGAACUUUGCUACGCCAAUUUCCGUCGAAAGUGCGGCCGCGUCUCAGUCUCUGGCGGAGGCUGUCAGAGUAGCAAACAAGGUCAGCAACAGCCACGGUGGGUCGAUAUUCAAGGGUGGUGAGAUACUAUCUUUGAGAGAGGGUCCGGAGGUGAAUGCAGUUGUCGACUGGAAGUCAGAUCAGAUCAUCCCCAGCCGUGUCCGGUCAAUGGAGACCGAUCAGAUAUUCGUGGACAAUAAGACGUAUCUGCUGAUUGGCCUUGCUGGUGAUCUGGGUCGUUCGAUUGCUCGCUUCAUGAUCGAGCGCGGCGCACGCCAUGUGGUCUUGUCAAGUCGCUCUCCUAAGAUUGACCAGCGCUGGAUCGACGACAUUACCGUGCUUGGGGGCAACGUGAUGGUUCUACCGAUGGAUGUUUCCAACGAGGCCUCGGUCGACGAAGGUCUCGCUCGAGUCCGGGCCUCUAUGCCGCCGAUUGCCGGUGUGGCCUUUGGACCACUUGUCCUCCAGGAUGUCAUGUUCAAGAACAUGGACCUGCCGAUGCUGGAGAUGGUGCUUGCGCCCAAGGUAACGGGAGCUCGUCUGCUCAACGAGCGUCUCUCGGAUCCUGCCAACCCGCUGGACUUCUUCGUCAUGUUCUCCUCCUUCGUCAUGGUCUCCGGCAAUCCGGGACAGGCGGCGUACAGCGCUGCGAAUGCAUACACGCACGCGCUUGCUCAGCAAAGACGCGCUCGGGGGAUGGCUGCAUCGACCAUCGACAUUGGCGCCGUGUUCGGUGUUGGCUUCAUUGCAAGAGCGGGACGCGAACACGAGUACGAUGUCGUCAAGUUCAUCUUCGACGAGGUCAACGAAUGGGAACUGCAUUCCCUCUUUGCAGAGGCCGUCGUUGCUGGUCGCAACUGGGAGACGACGGAUGUCGAGGUCAUCACCGGUAUGCCCUACAUGGAUCCUGCGAACCACGACCGAAUCCCCUACUUCGACGACCCACGCUUUGCGUAUUUCAAGCUGUCCGAUCACCACACCAACGGCGAGGACGCCGCUGGGGCGGUCGGGUCCGUCAAAGACCAACUUCUCAAGGCCGAGACUAUGGAAGACGUUCGCGCCAUCAUCCUUGACGGCCUCUCCGGCAGGAUCCGGGGAGCUUUACAGCUCACUGCUGCGGAUGAACUCAAUCUGACCGUGCCUCUGAUUGAUCAGGGCGUGGAUUCGCUCAGCGCCGUUACCGUCGGCUCAUGGUUCACCAAGAACCUGAGCAUCGAAAUUCCCCUUCUGAAGAUCCUUGGUGGUGCUUCGGCCGCUGACCUGAUCGACGAGGCUGUCUCCCGCUUGACACCUGAAGCUAUCCCCCUGGCUAAUUCUACGUUGUUGGAAGAUGCAGCACAGUCUGCCACCGAGGCGCAGCCUAUCCCGCCGUUGUCGACUGUGGGUGCGUCCGACGAAUCCUCGUUCUCUGUCGUCGACUACGACGAUGUUCCGACGCCCCCAUCUCCGCGCUCCUGCGAUGAAGAUGGCUUUGAACGACAAGUGCCACUUUCCCUCACGCAGGAGUACGCCUGGAAACAACAGCAACUUCCCCUGGAUCCGGCGACGUUCAACAGCACCAUCGGCAUCUACUUGCAUGGACCCCUCAAUCUGAACCGUCUCGGAUGGGCAUUCAAUCAAGCACUACAGCGGCACGACGCGUUCCGUACCUGUUUCAUCGCCGAUCCGGACGGCGCGGCGCAGCCCAUCCAAGCCAUCCUGCGGUCCCCGCGAGUGCACUUCGAAGUGGUCAAAGUGGCAGACAAAGCCGCCGCCGAGCAAGGGUUCAAGGAUCUGGAAAGCUACAAGUACGAUAUAGCGAAGGGCGACACCCGGAAGAUCGUCGUCUUCCAGUGGUCGCCCACCGAUCACCUUCUGAUCAUGGCCUACCAUCGUUUUGUCGGGGAUGGCUGGACGACCGAACGCCUCUUCGUCGAGGUCGGCCAGUUGUACGAGGGCGUCCAGCUGGAGGCGGCGCCGAGCUAUGCCGACUUCGCCCUCCGCCAGCGCAAGCAGCUCGAAUCCGGCGCAUUCACCGAGGACCUGCAGUAUUGGGGCGGCCUCUUCGAGACCCUUCCCGCUCGACUGCAGACCCUGAACGUCCCCGAGGCCCACGCGAGCGCCACGCCGACCACCUGGACCGAGCACGAGGUGUCCGCCCGCCUCAGCCGGAUGGUCGCCGUGCGCAUCAAGGACCGCAGCCGCAAGCACAAGGUGACACCGAUGCACUACUACCUGGCAUCGUACGUCGUGCUGCUGGCGCGCCUGUCCUCCAGCACGGACGUGGUCGUCGGCGUGGCGGACACCAACCGGCCCACGGGCACCGACCAGGCGACGAUGGGCUUCUUCGCUGACUUCCUGCCCGUGCGGAUGCACUACCACGCGGACCAGAUCUUCAACGAGGUCCUCAUGGCCACGAAGGAACAGAUGCGCGCGGCGCUACUGCACAGCGCCGUGCCCUACGGGGCGAUGCUCGAGCGGCUGGGGCUGCCGGCCCCCUCCGCAGCGGACCCGCACUCCCACGCGCCGCUGUUCCAGGCCGUCUUCGACUACAAGCAGGGCCAGGCGGAGAGCGGCACCAUCGGGGAGGCCAAGAUCGUGGACUCGCGCACCCCGCGCGCGGGAUCGCCGUACGAUAUCACCCUCGAGAUGAGCGAUGACCCGUCCAAGGACCCGUUGAUCACGGUCAAGUUGCAGGCGGGGCGGUACGGGCCCCGGGAUGCGGAGGUGGUCAUGGACGCGUACCUGUCCAUUCUCAGUAUCUUUUCGAGGAACCCAGCGCUAAGGGUGGAAGAUGGACGUUUGGAUCAGGGGGCUAAGUCGAGGGCUUGAUGGAGCGGUGGUAGUGCAGUAUUGUGCAUUUGAGCUGUGAUCUUCGCCCCAUCAUGAAUAUAUAUUCAUCUACAUCACUUGUUCAACAGCAUCAAAUUCCCUCCCGCCGGAAUAGGGGAUUCAUAAGAUAUCACGAUCACAC